Molecule: messenger RNA, 1623 nt
Organism: Malassezia japonica
Lineage: Eukaryota; Fungi; Basidiomycota; Malasseziomycetes; Malasseziales; Malasseziaceae
Gene: ICL1
Product: isocitrate lyase
Exons: 1
Coding region: 1-1623 (540 amino acids)
Biological process (GO): carboxylic acid metabolic process
Molecular function (GO): isocitrate lyase activity
Source: RefSeq, a predicted model, not a curated record
AUGUCUUACGAUCCUAAGAACGAGGACGCUCUCUUUGCCAAGGAGGUGGAGCAGGUGAAGCGCUGGUGGCAGGAGCCCCGCUUCGCCCGCGUCACCCGCCCUUACACCGCCGAGCAGGUCGUGUCCAAGCGCGGUACCGUCCAGGCCGAGUACCUGUCGAACCUCCAGGCCAAGAAGCUCUACAACCUUCUCGCCAAGCACGCUGAGAAUGGCUCGACCUCGCACACCUACGGUGCUCUCGACCCUGUCCAGGUGACCCAGAUGGCCAAGUACCUCGAGACUGUCUACGUCUCGGGCUGGCAGAGCUCGUCGACCGCUAGCUCGACCAACGAGCCCGGUCCGGAUCUGGCUGACUACCCCUACAACACCGUGCCCAACAAGGUGGAGCACCUCUUCAUGGCCCAGCUCUUCCACGACCGCAAGCAGCAGGAGGCCCGCUUCCGCAUGUCUCCCCAGGAGCGUGCCAAGACCCCCUACGUCGACUACCUCCGUCCCAUUGUCGCUGACGCCGACACUGGUCACGGUGGUCUGACCGCCGUCAUGAAGCUCACCAAGCUCUUUGUCGAGAAGGGUGCCGCCGGUAUCCACAUCGAGGACCAGGCCCCUGGUACCAAGAAGUGCGGUCACAUGGCCGGUAAGGUGCUUGUUCCCAUCUCGGAGCACAUCAACCGUCUGAUUGCCAUCCGUCUCCAGUACGACAUCAUGGGUGUCGAGAACCUGGUUGUCGCCCGUACCGACUCGGAGGCUGCCACGCUCAUCACCACCAACGUGGACGAGCGCGACCACGCCUUCAUCCUCGGUACCACCAACCCCGGCCAGCAGCCCCUCGUCGACGUGAUGAACGCUGCCGAGCGCCAGGGCAAGACUGGCGACGAACUCCAGGCCGUUGAGGACAACUGGACCGCCAACGCCGGUCUCUGCCUCUUCUCGGACGCUGUUGUCGAGUUCAUGGCCAAGAACGGCAAGUCGGAGCAGGUCCAGAAGGAGUUCAAGGCCGCUGCUGCCAAGCUCUCCAACGCCCAGGCUCGUGCCCUUGCUAAGAACUACGGCAUCGACGAGACCGCCGGCUUCUUCUGGGACUGGGACGCUCCCCGUACCCGUGAGGGUUACUACCAGUACCGCGGCGGCACCCAGUGCGCCGUCAACCGUGCUGCUGCCUUUGCGCCUUACGCCGACCUCCUCUGGAUGGAGACCAAGUCGCCCAUCCUCUCGCAGGCCAAGGAGUUCGCCGAGGGUGUCCGCGCCAUCCACCCCGGCCAGUGGCUCGCGUACAACCUGUCGCCUUCGUUCAACUGGGACGCUGCCAAGCUCUCGGAGAAGCAGAUGCAGGAGUACGUGUGGGACCUCGGCAAGCUCGGCUUCGUCUGGCAGUUCAUCACGCUGGGUGGUCUCCACUCGAACGCUUACAUCAGCGACCUGUUCGCCAAGGGCUUCGCCAAGGAGGGCAUGAAGGCCUACGUCUCCAUUGUCCAGCGCAAGGAGCGUGAGGUUGGCUGCGACGUCCUCACCCACCAGAAGUGGAGCGGUGCCGACUUUGUCGACAACCUCCUCAAGACGGUCACUGGUGGUGUCUCGUCCACCGCUGCCAUGGGCAAGGGUGUGACCGAGAGCCAGUUCAAGUAA